ACGCGUAAACGUUCGUGCCGCGUUUGGCGGUUCCCGGCUAGUCCGGUACGCGGUCCGUAGGGUAGGUUCGCUCUGGUAUAAGCAAACAUUGCUUAUUCGUACAGGUAACACUCCAGCACCAGAAUGGACUUCCAGCACCGCGCUGGCGGCAAGACGGGUGGCGGCGGCCAGGCCUCCUGGUCUGAGUCGAACCGUGACCGGCGCGAGCGGCUGCGCCAGCUCGCGCUCGAGACCAUCGACCUGCAGAAGGACCCCUACUUCAUGCGCAACCACCUGGGCUCGUAUGAGUGCAAGCUGUGCCUGACACUGCACAACAACGAGGGCUCGUACCUGGCACACACGCAGGGCAAGAAGCACCAGGCCAACCUGGCGCGCCGCGCCGCCAAGGAGGCGCGCGAGGCGCCGCAGCAGCCGGCUCCGGAGAAGGCGCGGGUGGACAUUAAGAAGUUCGUCAAGAUUGGUCGUCCCGGCUACCGCGUCAACAAGCAGCGCGCGCCCGACAGCGGCCAGCAGAGCCUGCUGUUCCAGGUGGACUACCCAGAGAUAGCCGACGGCGUGGUGCCCCGCCACCGCUUCAUGUGCUACGAGCAGAAGAUCGAGCCGCCCGACCGCAAGUGGCAGUACCUGCUGUUCGCCGCCGAGCCGUACGAGACGAUCGCCUUCAAGGUUCCCAGCCGCGAGGUGGAGAAAAGCGAGGAGGAGAAGUUCUGGACUCUCUGGAACAAGGACACCAAGCAAUUUUUCCUGCAGUUCGCCUACAAGAUGGAGCCGAAGCCGGUGCGGGCCGAGGGCCCGCCGCCCACCAUC
Messenger RNA from Pollicipes pollicipes, 807 nucleotides. Its product is annotated as splicing factor 3A subunit 2-like. Gene Ontology annotation, molecular function: zinc ion binding; nucleic acid binding. NCBI's taxonomy places the organism in Eukaryota, Metazoa, Arthropoda, Thecostraca, Pollicipedomorpha, Pollicipedidae. The record is from RefSeq and is a predicted model, not a curated record. Gene Ontology annotation, biological process: spliceosomal complex assembly. Gene Ontology annotation, cellular component: catalytic step 2 spliceosome; U2 snRNP; U2-type prespliceosome.